AUGUCAGCGGCAUACUGCGAAGCCACUAUAGUGGAAAUCCUCCCCGCAAAGCAGAUGGAACACGAACUUAGCACCAAGCAUCGCGUCGUAUAUUUGAUGAUCCCGCGCAAGGUGGAUGAUGCUGACAAUGGCUUUGAGGGUGCUAUCUUACCAGGGUCCGCUAAACCAGCGGUCGCCGGUGGCGAGGACGCCAACCCCCUAUAG
This is a messenger RNA of Monascus purpureus, 204 nucleotides long. NCBI's taxonomy places the organism in Eukaryota, Fungi, Ascomycota, Eurotiomycetes, Eurotiales, Aspergillaceae. The record is from the annotation of a GenBank genome assembly.